GCAGCGCCUCUGUAGCUUCGGCGCCCGCAGCCCAAACGCAUCGAUUUACGCCAGCAGCGGCGUAAACCGAUCGACGGGGUCGACCAUAGAUCCCAGCCGCGCUUUCGCCCCGUGCCGGACCGUGCCCGCGCGCCGGUGGCCCCGCAAAGCCCCAGCCAACUGGGGCAGCCCCCGGCCGCCGCGACGCCGUCGACGCGCCGCCACGCCGCCUCGACGUCGUCAACGCUCGACGCCGUCGACGCUCCACGCCUGACGCCCGACCGCGCGCCUGAUACAAUAUGGCCACGGACGGCUACGUCUCGCACCAGCAACAAAAAUGGGAGACCUAUCUGGCGGAGCACCAGAUCGAGAAGAUCUUCCGGGACAUGACCUCGGACAUUAUCACGAAGCAGCCCCAGGAUUCCAUACAACACAUGAUCGAGUGGCUGCACAAGUUUAGGGAGGCGAAGACGAAGCCGAAGAAGAGUGACAAAAAAGGAAAGAAGGGCCGCGGCCGCCAGCGCGUCGUCGAGUCGUCGGACUCCGACUCCGACGAUUCCUCGGAGGACGACCGGCCCUUCGUCGCCGUCAAGCAGUCAAAAACAAGACGGGGCACGAUCGCCGCGCCGCGCCUGAGCCUGACGAAGAACUGGACGCCGCCGUCAGUCCCGAAGGAGGCGCACGAAGAAUCGUUCCUAGGACGGCAGCUCAUGACCAUCUUCUUCAUGAAAUCGUGCACGAGGAAGGAGCUCCACGUGCUGGUCGGAGCCAUGUCGACGGAGACUUAUGAGGACGGUGCCACGAUAAUCAAGCAGGGCGAGCGGGGCGACGCGUUUUAUGUGGUCGAGGACGGUGAGGUGGUAUGUAUGAAGGAUGAGGAAACAGUGCUGACCAUCCCCUGUCCCUCUACCGAAGAUCCUUCCGUGGAGCGGCGCUACUUUGGGGAGUUAGCGUUGCUGUACGACGCACCUAGAGCAGCUUCUGUGAAAGCAGUUGGUAGAGUUAAAUUGUGGGCCUUGGACAGAACUACAUUCAAGUCCAUUUUACAACAGUCAGAUGAUAUCAAGAUGAUGCUCUACUCGAAGUUCGUCCAGUCGAUUCACCUAUUCAGAGAUCUAAAGCUCUCGCAAGUGAACGCGUUAUGUGCAUCAUUACAAGCCCAGGAUUUUGAUGACGGGGACACAAUCUUCAAGCAGGGCGACGACGGCGACGCGUUUUAUAUAGUGGAGUCGGGUGAGGCCGCCUGUUUGAAAGAUGGGGUCGUCGUGUCCAUCGUGCACGAGGGCGAUUACUUCGGCGAACUGGCGCUCGUGCGGAGGGAGCCGCGGGCGGCGACGGUGCGCGCGAAAGGGAAGCUGUCCGUGCUCAAGAUCGGGGCGCGGGCCUUCAAGCGGUUGAUCGGGGUCCUCGAGUUCGACAAAGUUUACUAGUCCUCCCUUGUGUGUGUAAGGACGGG
Pelagomonas calceolata is the source of this 1435-nucleotide messenger RNA. Lineage: Eukaryota; Pelagophyceae; Pelagomonadales; Pelagomonadaceae. The record is from the annotation of a GenBank genome assembly.